CAUGUUCAAACUCAUACGUAUAGCGCGUGGGGAAGUUGUCGAUAACAUUGGUCAUAGCGAGAUGGCGUCUGUAUGUGUACCUGCAGAAAACUAUCAUUGUGCCAGUGCCGGUCCAAUUCUGUUGGCUGGUGCUGACAGUGGCAAACUUCGGACCGUUGAAAUGGCUUUGGAAGCUGGUGCUGACAUUGACUUUGAGGGGCGAGGGUGCGGGUUCGCACGCAGUGGCACAGCACUGGCCAUCGCUAUCGCAAGGGGACAUGUAGAUGUAGUGAGACUGCUGCUCCGCGAGGGGGCGUCGGUGGCGAAGAAAGUCAUGGGCGAAUUCUCUCUACUCCAUGUCGCAGCAUCCGAAGGAAAGACAGAAGUGGUGGACUUGCUGGUGCAGCAUGGUGCAACGUUAGACACACGAGACGGCUCCAAGAACACUCCACUCAUGGCUGCCGCUGGCAACAACCAUGUGGACACAGUUCGGCGACUGAUUGAGCUUGGUGCAAAUCCUGAUUUGACCGACGGGUAUAUUGCUGUGGUGAGGCUUGGGCUAGAUGGCAGAGUCAAGAGGCCAGACUAUAGAUGUCGCGAGAUUAUAAGGCUGAUACAAGAGGCGAGGAAGUCCAAGCUGUUGAGAUGCUGCAACCCCCAAUGUGGCAAACCAGGCUACAGGAAAACCCUGAAGCUGUGUGCCGGGUGCAAAAUGACCCGCUACUGCAGCCGUGACUGUCAGAAACAACACUGGUCUGUCGGACACAAGAAGUGCUGUGGGCAUGACGUGUACUCCUGAGUGGGACCAGAGACCUCCUAUAACCUGGUUAUGUUGCUACCAGACUACGUGCAUACCACAUAUAUACUACAUAUACUACACAUUUUGGAUGAUGACUUUGAACCAACUUGACCUUGGAUUUCUUUCCACUCAUACAAUAAAACUAGUCAAGAUAUAGUACAACCGUACUAAGUUUUAGAACAGAAUUCCAAAUGGUUCCUGAGAUAUGGCCAACUUUGCACUUCGGCGCCUAGCACAGGUGUCGGCCCCGUACAAGGACUAUCUAAAGGGGCCGCUAAUUGGUCUCAUUAUCUCAACAAAUUUAAUAUUCUGGUAGACUUUUUUCUUCUACAAUAGAACUUGCCAGACCACAUUCUAACGUUCUGAGUAAUUGAGUUUGGGGGGGUCAAAGAGGGGGGGGGGGGUCAAUUCCUAACAUAUAAGUCGAAUUGCCGUUCCUGCUGUCCAUACAUUAGAUUAGUUCUUUUUUGAGUUGAUAGGUAUUAGAAAUGCCUAUAGUUAUACUGUAAGUUGCCAUACAUUGUACCUUCAAAAUUUCUGCCUUUUUAAUAUUGUAGUAUCAAAUAAGAAGUGGUAUGCUCGUUAGCAAACCUUAGCAUUUAUCUAUUUCUCACUAUGGGCUAUGAUACUGGCGUAUUGUCUGUGUAUAAAAAAAUAAUGUUGCAAAGCUUUGAUGUUUUUUGACAUACGAAUUCUGUCUAAAUGCCAAGCGGUUUUAUAUGACCUUACUUAAUUUGGUUUAUCAUGUAGAAGACAUUUCAAGUUAGUAAGUUAAAAUGUAACAUGGAAAUUGAGAUUUUUGCAAUGACACUUUGCAGUUACCAUAUUUUCUAUCUUACCUGUUGUUAGAUCAGUGUCACUGUAUGGUUGUCACGAUUGUCUUUUCAUUAUCGCUGAAUAUUUUUUCACCUAAUAAACUUUAACUGAACUGACCGUUAA
Molecule: messenger RNA, 1717 nt
Organism: Branchiostoma floridae (Florida lancelet)
Lineage: Eukaryota; Metazoa; Chordata; Leptocardii; Amphioxiformes; Branchiostomatidae
Product: serine/threonine-protein phosphatase 6 regulatory ankyrin repeat subunit A-like
Exons: 5
Coding region: 2-778 (258 amino acids)
Molecular function (GO): protein binding
Source: RefSeq, a predicted model, not a curated record